AUGUCGCCUCUUGUUACAGGUGUUAGUCUCGACAACGAUGGGCUGAGGGUUAGGGUCCGGCCCAGCUCCCCUGCCUCUGGCCCCGCCAUCCAAGCUGGUCCCCACAGUGCUGCCCAGCUGCCACACGGGAUGACGAUGAGCCAGAGGCAGCUCCAUGAAGACGCCGCGGCACGACCCAACCGACCCCGACUGACCACCCGACGAUUGGAGCGAGGGAACGACGACAAAGCCGCACGAUCCCCCCAACCCUCCAUUCUUUCUACCGCCCUCACCGAGCCGGAUUGA
Molecule: messenger RNA, 285 nt
Organism: Gaeumannomyces tritici R3-111a-1
Lineage: Eukaryota; Fungi; Ascomycota; Sordariomycetes; Magnaporthales; Magnaporthaceae
Exons: 1
Coding region: 1-285 (94 amino acids)
Source: RefSeq, a predicted model, not a curated record